AUGGAGGGUUCCUGGGCAAGGGUGGUGCCUGCUGCGGCCUCGGCCUCCGAUGCGUUGCCACGGCCCACAACCACUGCCAGCAGUGCCGGUGCUGCCGAGAGCGGAGGAGUUGUUGGGGAGUUCGACGGUGGAGCCAUGAGCCGAGGAAUGGCUUCGGCUUCGCCUACCAGAUCGAGCAGCCGAGUGUUGGCCGGCCGAGUGUUGGCCGGCCGAAUGUUUGCCGCUUUGCGUCAAGGUGUUCGUCGCCAGGCGCAGGUUGCGGCAGAGACGGUGGAAGCCGAUGUGGGGUCUGGGGAGUUGUGGGACGAAGGCUUGUUGUGGGUCGGUGGGCCAUGGUCCAUGGCCAUGCCGGAGAGGAGAGCCCAGCUGAAAAGCAGAGGCGCCAAAGAAGACGAGGAAUUGGAGCGUCUGAAGGCAGAGAUUGCGGAGCAGAUGGAGCUACUACAAGAGAUGUAUGCGGAGGCACAUGUGCGGAAAUGCAAGGAAUUGGAGCGUCUGAAGGCAGAGAUUGCGGAGCAGAUGGAGCUAUUGCAACAAGAUAUGCGUGAGGAGGCAGGGCUGCGGAAAUGCAAGGAAUUGGAGCGUCUGAAGGCAGAGAUUGCGGAGCAGAUGGAGCUAUUGCAACAAGAUAUGCGUGGGGAGGCAGGGCUGCGGAAAUGCAAGGAAUUGGAGCGUCUGAAGGCAGAGAUUGCGGAGCAGAUGGAGCUAUUGCAACAAGAUAUGCGUGAGGAGGCAGGGCUGCGAAAAUGCAAGGAAUUGGAGCGUCUGAAGGCAGAGAUUGCGGAGCAGAUGGAGCUAUUGCAACAAGAUAUGCGUGAGGAGCAGGGCUGCGGAAAUGCAAGGAAUUGGAGCGUCUGA
Messenger RNA from Cladocopium goreaui, 858 nucleotides. The record is from the annotation of a GenBank genome assembly. NCBI's taxonomy places the organism in Eukaryota, Dinophyceae, Suessiales, Symbiodiniaceae.